Heterobasidion irregulare TC 32-1 is the source of this 722-nucleotide messenger RNA. RefSeq lists its product as uncharacterized. The record is from RefSeq and is a predicted model, not a curated record. Bases 347 to 649 code for a protein of 100 amino acids. The transcript has a single exon. Lineage: Eukaryota; Fungi; Basidiomycota; Agaricomycetes; Russulales; Bondarzewiaceae.
AUUGUCUGUACGUGUAUCUUAUAAUCACGGACUCAUGGACUGUCGUAAAGUCACACUCGUGCUGGUGCCAUCGUCCAUCUCCUGGUUGAAAACAAUUCACACAAAGGGGUAGACGAACAACAAUUCGAUGAAAACAGCAACCAUGUGCAGUAUGUAUGUAUGUAUGCAUGCGAGGAUAUAUUGCAGGGAAGCAGUGGAGGUAUGAAAAGGAAAUAUGCUAACGAGGGUGGAGCUUGAGUAGGGCGAAUACUAAAAGAUGAUCCGUCAGUAGAAACGUGAACUUGGGAGACGUGAGUAGCUAAAGCAGGAGAUGUAAGUAGAAGCGGUUACGAGUAUAUAAGCAAGUAUGUAUGAGAAGUAUAUUUGCAUGUCAGUGUAUAUGCAUGUGGUAGAAAACGUUAGUAUUAUGUAUCAAUCCGUCGACGUAGAUUGGAUCAAAUGUGGCUUGGCGUUUAGACGUAUAUUGUAUGUGCGUGUGCGUGUUGAGGCAGUAGGAGUAUGGACGUGCGGGUACGCUGUACAGCGGACGAUCCGGCCUGUCCAAGAAACAGAGGAGCGGCUUUACACGUACACGCCGUUGUGGUACUCGAUUGGGGCACGAAGUAUGGGAAGGGGUAAAGGCGAUGGGCAGUGGGGAGGCCGAGAAUGAUCAUAUGAGCGGGUAGGGCGAGUAGAUGGGCCGCGUUUGGUGUACGGCGUUUGGUGUACGAACAGAUACGGGA